Neogale vison (American mink) is the source of this 2643-nucleotide messenger RNA. RefSeq names its product protein phosphatase 2 regulatory subunit B'alpha (gene PPP2R5A). Bases 99 to 1559 code for a protein of 486 amino acids. The transcript has 13 exons. NCBI's taxonomy places the organism in Eukaryota, Metazoa, Chordata, Mammalia, Carnivora, Mustelidae. Gene Ontology annotation, biological process: signal transduction; protein dephosphorylation. The record is from RefSeq and is a predicted model, not a curated record. Gene Ontology annotation, cellular component: nucleus; cytosol; protein phosphatase type 2A complex. Gene Ontology annotation, molecular function: protein phosphatase activator activity.
CGCGAGCUCUCCGCGCCUCUCCCCCCCACCUCCUCCUCCUGCGGCUGCCCGUUCCGUGCACGCAGCAGCCGGAGCUGCCAAGCGCCAGGGCCGCGGCGAUGUCGUCGUCGUCGCCGCCGGUGGGGGCUGCCAGCGCCGCCAUCUCGGCCUCGGAGAAAGUGGACGGCUUCACCCGGAAAUCGGUGCGCAAGGCGCAGAGGCAGAAGCGCUCCCAGGGCUCGUCGCAGUUCCGCAGCCAGGGCAGCCAGGCGGAGCUGCACCCCUUGCCCCAGCUCAAAGAUGCUACUUCCAAUGAACAACAAGAGCUUUUCUGUCAGAAGUUGCAGCAGUGUUGUGUACUGUUUGAUUUCAUGGACUCUGUUUCAGACUUGAAGAGCAAAGAAAUUAAAAGAGCAACACUGAAUGAGCUGGUUGAGUAUGUUUCAACUAAUCGUGGUGUAAUUGUUGAAUCAGCAUAUUCUGAUAUAGUAAAAAUGAUCAGUGCUAACAUCUUUCGUACUCUUCCUCCAAGUGAUAAUCCAGAUUUUGAUCCAGAAGAGGAUGAACCCACACUUGAGGCCUCUUGGCCUCACAUACAAUUGGUGUAUGAAUUCUUCUUAAGAUUUUUGGAGAGCCCUGAUUUCCAGCCUAGCAUUGCAAAGCGAUACAUUGAUCAGAAAUUUGUCCAACAGCUCCUGGAGCUUUUUGAUAGUGAAGAUCCCAGAGAACGUGACUUCCUGAAGACUGUUCUGCACCGAAUUUAUGGGAAAUUUCUUGGAUUAAGAGCAUUCAUCAGGAAACAAAUUAACAACAUUUUCCUCAGGUUUAUAUAUGAAACAGAACAUUUCAAUGGUGUUGCUGAACUCCUUGAAAUAUUAGGAAGUAUUAUCAAUGGCUUUGCAUUGCCACUGAAAGCAGAACAUAAACAAUUUCUAAUGAAGGUUCUUAUUCCUAUGCAUACUGCAAAAGGAUUAGCUUUGUUUCAUGCUCAGCUAGCCUACUGUGUCGUACAGUUCCUGGAGAAGGAUACUACACUAACAGAACCAGUGAUCAGAGGGUUGCUGAAAUUUUGGCCAAAAACAUGCAGUCAGAAAGAGGUGAUGUUUUUAGGAGAAAUUGAAGAAAUCUUAGAUGUCAUUGAACCCACACAGUUCAAAAAAAUUGAAGAACCCCUUUUUAAGCAGAUAUCCAAGUGUGUAUCCAGUUCUCAUUUUCAGGUUGCAGAAAGGGCAUUGUACUUCUGGAAUAAUGAAUAUAUUCUUAGUUUGAUUGAGGAGAACAUUGAUAAAAUUCUGCCAAUUAUGUUUGGCAGUUUGUACAAAAUCUCCAAAGAACACUGGAAUCCGACCAUCGUAGCACUGGUAUACAAUGUGCUGAAAACCCUAAUGGAAAUGAAUGGCAAGCUUUUUGAUGACCUUACUAGUUCAUACAAAGCUGAAAGACAAAGAGAGAAAAAGAAGGAAUUGGAACGUGAAGAAUUAUGGAAAAAAUUAGAGGAGCUAAAGCUAAAGAAAGCUCUGGAAAAGCAGAACAGUGCUUACAACAUGCACAGUAUUCUCAGCAAUACAAGUGAUGAAUAAAAAAAGCCCACCACCUCUGUUGGAUAAGCAGUUUUGUACACUUUUUUGAAAUAUGUAAAAAUUAUGAAACCUCUCAGUAUAAUAUAAUUAAAAGGCCAACUUUUUUUCUGGCAACUGUAAAUGAAAAAUAUGGACUAAACAUAGCCGUGUGCUGUUAUCAUGGCCACAGUAUAUUGUAACCUCUGUCUAAUCAUGGAUUUAUUGUGUCACUUCUCAAGUUUCACAGAAAUGAAUGAACUUUAUCAUCUAUGAUAUGAGUGAGAUAAUUAUGGGAGUGGUAAGAAUUAUGACUUGAAUUCUUUUUUUGAUUGUGUUGCACAUAGAGAUAGUAUUCUGCUCUGUAUAUUUUUCCCUUUUAUAAUGUGCUUUUCACAUUGCUGCAGACCUUAGUUACAUCCUGGGAAAAAGACUAUUUCCUAAAACAAAACUAAGGUGUAAUACUUACCCUUCUCUUUGUUGCUCCCAGAAAUAUGAUGGGGGGAGUUACCUGCCCUAAGCCUUCCUUCAUUAGAGAUAUUACUGCACUCUGGAAUUUGAGCAGAAACUUAAAUCUCCAGACUUUUUAAAGCACAAAAUAUAAAUAAAAGCUGGGAAAGUAAACCAAAUUCUUCAGGUUGUUCCUCAUGAAUAUCUCCCUUCAUCUGCAACUCCCCAGGGUGGCGAGCCCAGAUUCACGGAGGCACCGCUGGUGAGCACGAGCCUGCCUCUCAGUUCAUUCCUCCUCCUCCUCCUCCUCCUCCUCCUCGCAAAGGCUGAAGGCAGGACCUUUCCAGUCCUCACUCCCUGCCCUUCCUCCAGUCCCUCCUGCCCCAGGGAAGGAGGCUUUGAGUCCCACAAUGUGGUGACGCAGAGCGCUCACUGUCACUGCCUGGCUUUAUUUAAAGGAACCGCAGUAGGCUUCCCCUGUAGAGUUCUUGACUCUAGAAAGGUCUUGUAUGUUUUCACUUGGUCAAGUAUUUCUCACACCUUUUGUUAUGAGUACCAUUCCAAUCUCUACUAGCAGUUGUGUGGAGAACUGUUUUGUAAUGAAAGAUCUUCACUGGGGGAUUGAGCAGCAUUUAAUAAAGUCUAUGUUUGUAUUUUG